This is a messenger RNA of Anguilla rostrata (American eel), 3275 nucleotides long. RefSeq names its product Glyco_hydro_56 domain-containing protein. Lineage: Eukaryota; Metazoa; Chordata; Actinopteri; Anguilliformes; Anguillidae. The coding region runs from base 232 to 1830 and encodes 532 amino acids. Gene Ontology annotation, molecular function: hyalurononglucosaminidase activity. Gene Ontology annotation, biological process: carbohydrate metabolic process; hyaluronan catabolic process. The transcript has 5 exons. The record is from RefSeq and is a predicted model, not a curated record. Gene Ontology annotation, cellular component: acrosomal vesicle.
UGAAGAAGCUUUACUCUGUUUGUCACUUUGUCACUCCUACACGCCUCUUCCUCUCUUCCUCUCCUCUCAUAGAUGCUUUCUCUCUCCUGAUGGUAAGACAGAGUGUUUUAAGUUCCACCUUCUCCUGUACAAAGUUCUGCCUGGACCACUGCAAGCAAAAUCUCUGAGCUGACGUACAGAUGCAAAGAAAGAGGGUGUGGUGUGGGGUGGAGUGAGCCCCUGAGGCCCCCCAUGGCUGUGAGGGAGGCAGGGUGGGGUGGAGCCCUGCUGCUCUCGCUGCUCUGUGGGGUCAUCCUAAUGUCCCCGGGGUCAGCAGGCCCCCUGCAGCCAGCACGCAGCCCUAUCCCGCCGGGACAGCCCUUCCUUGUGCUGUGGGGUAUUCCUGACAUGGCCUGCCUCAGACGCCCGGACCCCGCCGCUUUCGGGAUGGAGAGGGAGGGCCGCGUGUCCGUCUUCUACGAGGACAACCUGGGCCUCUAUCCCUUCUACAACUCCCAGAAUCAGCCGGUGUCUGGCGGCCUGCCCCAGCACACCAGCCUGGACGUGCACCUGCAGAGGACACAGGCCGACGUGCUGGCCGCGCUGCCCUCCGCUGAAGCCCAGGGCCUAGGCCUGAUCUGCUGGGAGGAGUGGGCGUCGCAGUGGGGGCGUAACCGCGGCAAACAGGAGAUCUACCAGCAGGAGUCGCGCGCCCUGCUGCGCGGUUUCUUCCCUGACUGGAGCCCUGAUGAGGUGGACAAGUGGGCGCAGGUCGACUUUGAGGCAGCGGCACAAUCUAUUCUGAUGGAGACUCUGCAAGAGGCGAGGAGGCUCCGCCCCCAGGUCCUGUGGGGCGUGGCCCCAUACCCGAGCUGUUACAACUCCGGCCCCGGCCAGCGGUUAGAAAACUACACGGGCCGCUGUCCUGCUACGGAGAUGGCCCUGAAUGACCAGCUGCAGUGGCUCUGGAAGCGUUCCUCUGCCCUCUUCCCCACCCUCCUGCUGGACAAACUCCUGGGGCGCUCUCGAGCGGCACGACUGUACGCCUCCAAUCAGAUCCGUGAGGCCCUGCGGGUGGCAGCCUUGGCUGGUACCGCUUACGACCUUCCUGUUUUUCCAUUGGUCAGAAGCGUCUACACAUCCACCAAUACGUUUCUGUCUGAGGCCGACUUGGUCAACACCAUGGGGGAGAGCGCAGCAAUGGGGGCGGCUGGAGUCAUCAUCUGGGACAAAUUCUUCUCAGCUAAGACCCAGAAAGCAUGCUGGGAGUUGGCGGAAUUUGUGCGCGAGGUCCUGGGCCCGUACGCGGUAAACGUGACGUCGGCGGCACGGCUGUGUGGCGAGGCUCUGUGCCAGGGGCGUGGGCGCUGCCUGCGGAAGAACCCGGAGGACCGCUCCUACCUGCACCUGCCCCCCGCCAGCUUCCUGCUGCUGUCCGACGGGCCGGACGGCCUGCAGGCGGUGGGGGACCUGGCCUCUGAGGACCUGGAGGCAUGGCGCCGCGACUUCCAGUGCCAGUGGUACGAGGCCCUGGAGGGCACUGCCGCCGAUGAGGAGUCCCCGCUGGCUCUGGCCAAUGGGCAGGGCAGGAAGCCUCCAACGCUGACUGAACAGGCCACUGUGGCGGGGCCCACUGUGGUGGGGCCUACAGAGGUGGGACCUACAGCGGUGGGGCCUACAGAGGUGAGGCCUACUGAGGUGGGGCCCACAGAGGUGGGGCCCACAACAGAACCAUCAUCAGGACCCACGGCAGCACCGUCAAUUUCUCCCCCAAACCAGGGCACCCCGCUCCUAACUCCUCCCCUUUUCACUCUGCUGCUGUCUGCCCUCCCCUUCCUCGCCUAUACCUGAUGGACCUCAGCAGUGGAGAGGACGUAUCCAACAGCACAGAAAGCAGGCAUCUCUCCUGCCAAAUCAAUCAGUUUUCAAAGGGUUGCAGGCGCUUCGGUGGGCCUUGGCACUUGUACACAGAACUGCACAUAUGCAAAGAUGAACAACUGACAGGAACACGAACAGGGUGGCCUGAUGACUGACAGACAAAAUGCACACAUUUUAGGAGACUGAAAUUCUGUUUAUUUACUUGGAAAACAUUGUCAACUGUGUUUGGAGUGCUUUCAGUUCUACUCACAUACUACUCCACCCUUUCACUACUUUUCCCUCUGCUCUGAUAUUUUAUGUGCACACUGUAUAGUGCGCACUCACAAUGACAGUAUUGAUUGCAUCUGUUACUCAGGUCUAAGCAGUUUUGAGUUUUUCUCAUUUUUAUUUACAGCCAAGGUUUUUUCUGAUCACUGUGGGACAUGUACGUGGGGAAUACUAAACCUUAGCAAGCACUCCAGAUGUGCAUCUCCAGAGUAAUGCCUGAUAAACGACAGAUUUCAGGGGAACACGCAGGUUUUAUCUGCUGUUCGCUGUGGGUUUGAAAUAAGUGAUAAACGUCUGAAUUUUCAGCUUUGUCUGUUAUGACUGAUAACAUGCAAGAACGGUAAAUGUCAUCUACAGAUCUUGAUGUCUAGUUUUAUUUAAAAUAGCUUUGCAGCGCUCUAACGGGGCUCGGAGAUGACCCCCCCAGCAGGCCCACGCAGUUCUGCACGUAUCCCAGGUGCAGUCAACAUCUCGUUCUCCAACAUCCACGCUGAUCCAGCACGUCUCUGAGCACGUCUUACACACAAGGCAUGUGAAGAUGUUCAGAGAGGUCAUAAGAAAGAGUGCAAUACACACAUCAAAAUUUCAGCACUGAUGCCAGACACCAGGUGAAUCACAGGCAGUAAAAUAAUAUUCAGUUUGAUGCUCCCAAAAUUGUGCCAAUUUCACUUCGAAACAUUAAACCAUGUAGGAUAUUUUUGUUUUAUAUUACGCAGUCACCCAGUGAGUGAAUGUCUUUCCCCACUUGAUGCCAAUAUUCCUACGGUUAGCCACUUCUUGUUUAUUUCCAGCAGUCUAGUCAUUGUGGUUUGUAACUGCUGAAGGUAUGUUUUUUAUGGUCAGAGUCAUCAGUUUAUAACCAGCAAAGGAAGCAAAUCACAACUUAACCAUGACCCUACAAGGAAUGCAAUAGUAUAAGGAGUGUGACCAGUCAUCAUGGGACAAAAGCGGGUCAUGUGGAUUUCUGCAGAUCAAACGCUGAGUAUCAAAAUUUCAAGGACAGGAAGCCCUCAGCUGCAAAUGCCAAAUUUUAAAAGCCUUUCAGCAUACUUUUCCAGUAGCAAGAUGUCAAUCACUUGUGACUGCAUCUGUCUGGAAUUUGCUUCACUGUACAUUAUGUUUUAAAAAACAUAAAACUGAUUGGAAUGCUG